AUGCUCUCAGUGCCAGUCCAAGGCCCAGCUAGGGAGCGCGCGAAUACAUCGCCAUGUGCCGGCAUCGUAGGGGCCGGCAUUGCCGGGCUCAGUGCGGCCAUUGCCCUGCGUCGCGCUGGAUGGGACGUCGAAAUAUUCGAGCGAUCGCAAUUCAAGAAUGAGAUUGGCGCCGCCAUCAGCCUCCCUUCCAAUGCCGCUCGAGUCCUCGACCACUGGCAGUUCGACCUGCAGAAGGCAGCUCCCGUCCCGAACCAAUCCGUCAGGCUGGUGUCGGCUGACCAGCUGGCCACCAUUUCGCAAGAGGAUUACCCCGACAUCGCCGCCCAGCUGGGACACGCCUGCUGGAGUUUCCACAGAGUUGACCUUCAUCGCGGCCUGAGGGACCUCGCCACAGAUCCGGCGGUGCAGGACGGCACUUUUGGCUGCUCCGUCGAGAUCAGACUGGGCUGUGAGGCUGUGGGAGUUGACUGCAAUCUGGGCAAGAUCCAGCUGGCCGAUGGGCGGGCGGUGGUGAAAGAUCUUGUCGUCAUUGCCGAUGGAGCUCACAGCCGCUUGGUUGGCAGCUUGAUUGGACACGAACCACAGCUACAAGUCGCAGGGCGUUCCAUUUACCGCUGGCUCGUUCCAAUGAGCGACGUGCUGGCACAUUCCGAGGCCCGCAAGCUCUACGUGGAUGAGCUACCCGGAUUUCUGAAUCUGCAAGACCCUGCCAAGGGUGUCUUCUGGAUCAGCUACACGUGCCGUGGCGGCGAUAUUCUAAACAACGCCGUGGUCCACCGCACUCAGGCCGGCGAGGGCGACCAGGACCUGUGGCACUCGCCGGUAUCCAAGGAGCAAGUGCUCUCCGUGCUCUCCAACUUCCACCCGUCAGCAAAGAGCAUCGUGAAUAUGGCCAGCGAGGACGGCAUCAAGGCCCAUCAUUUGUUUACACGCCCCCCGCUGGCCAGCUUCGUGCGCGGCCGGGCCGUGGUAGUGGGCGACGCUGCACAUGCCAUGCUGCCUACGCAUGCGGCUGGCGGUGCCAUUGCCGUCGAGUCGGCCGCCACUCUCGAGGUCCUCUUCAAAGGGGUGGACGGGGCGGACGAGGCAGUGGUGAGCCAGCGUCUACAGCUGUUCGACAAGUUGCGCAUCCCUCGAUGCAACCUCACCAUGCUGGUGUCCAACGCUGGUCCGCAGGCGCUCGACAACCCGAGUGUCAUCAAGGAGGUACGGCGCUUCUACUCUGGCCCUCUGCCAGAGCAAGGCUCCCAGCCAUGGGGUGCCCAGUUUAGAGAGCUUCUCUUCCACCACGACGAGUACCGCGCGGCCGAGUUGGCGCUGGCGGAGGCUCCGCUUCUAGAAAACGGCGGAGCCUAG
Molecule: messenger RNA, 1356 nt
Organism: Lasiosphaeria miniovina
Lineage: Eukaryota; Fungi; Ascomycota; Sordariomycetes; Sordariales; Lasiosphaeriaceae
Exons: 2
Coding region: 1-1356 (451 amino acids)
Molecular function (GO): FAD binding; monooxygenase activity
Source: RefSeq, a predicted model, not a curated record